CUCCUUCUGUCAGGUUGAAAUCGCACAUUUCAAGGGCAGUUACCAGUGCUUCUACUCUGUAUUGUCAACCACAUGAGAGCUAUCAUGAACAUGCUUUGCAGAGUUGGUCAAAUACGAAGGUGUGCAGCCAGCCUGAGCCAAGCUAUAAACCAAGUCGCUGCAUCAAGGCAGAAGCACACGCUCCCUGACCUGACUUAUGACUAUGGUGCCCUGGAGCCCCGCAUCAAUGCAGAGAUCAUGCAGCUGCACCAUAGCAAGCACCAUGCCACAUAUGUGAACAACCUCAAUGUUGCAGAAGAGAAAUAUCAGGAGGCACUAGCAAAGGGAGAUGUGACAGCACAGGUUGCCCUCCAGCCUGCUCUGAAGUUUAAUGGAGGAGGCCACAUUAACCACACCAUCUUCUGGACAAACCUCUCUCCUAAUGGUGGAGGCGAACCACAGGGGGAGCUGAUGGAGGCCAUUAAGCGGGACUUUGGCUCCUUCCAGAAGAUGAAGGAGAAGAUGUCUGCUGCUACAGUGGCGGUGCAGGGCUCGGGCUGGGGCUGGCUGGGCUUCGACAAGGAGAGUGGAAGACUUCGCAUCGCUGCUUGUGCUAACCAGGAUCCCCUGCAGGGAACUACAGGCCUCAUCCCCCUCCUUGGUAUCGAUGUAUGGGAGCAUGCCUACUACCUUCAGUACAAAAAUGUGCGGCCGGACUAUGUUAAGGCUAUCUGGAAUGUGAUCAACUGGGAGAAUGUGAGCGAGCGUCUCCAGACUGCCAAAAAGUAGAAUCUAAUCCUCAAAUAUCCCCCAUAACCCUUCUCACCUUGACCUGAAUCAAAUAGCAGUUGGAAAUAAUUUUGAAGUUUUACCUUGCAUGGAGUUUUCAGAUGAUCACCUACGUCUAAGCUAAUUAUCUAAAAUACUGUCUAUGUUGGUGGAAACUACUCUGCAUCUAUGCAAGUUCAAGCAAACUUGAAAUUAUUUGCAAACGCCUUUUAGAUCAGGUCUGUUCUCAACCUCCAGACUUUUUUCAAACGCACAAAUUGGCCUCCUUUCACAUUCAGGCUGGCUUCUGUGAAUCACACCCAAAUAUUGGCUGCCAUACAUGAAAAUUAGGGAUUAGAGAACCAGAGUGUAUAUUCAGUGAGUUUUAUCUUUGCCAGAAUAGCACCAUCAGACAAUGUUGUUGCAGUCCAUGUUUCUGAUGUAUUAUAAUAAAGUUAUAGGAUUUGAAUUGUAAAAGCUGGAUUGUUGGUGCUUUAUUUUUCUAUUUCUGUGUGCUGUGAUGAAU
Molecule: messenger RNA, 1273 nt
Organism: Chelmon rostratus (copperband butterflyfish)
Lineage: Eukaryota; Metazoa; Chordata; Actinopteri; Chaetodontiformes; Chaetodontidae
Gene: sod2
Product: superoxide dismutase 2, mitochondrial
Exons: 5
Coding region: 73-768 (231 amino acids)
Biological process (GO): superoxide metabolic process
Cellular component (GO): mitochondrion
Molecular function (GO): metal ion binding; superoxide dismutase activity
Source: RefSeq, a predicted model, not a curated record